AUGGACCCACUUUUCCCUCAUCUUAUAUCUCAGAUCAGAGCCUUUAUUUCGUCAUGUGAAAUCAAGAAAAUUAUGAUAACAGAAGAAGAGCAUUGUGCCCUGGCCCUCUUCAAGGAAGAAUUGAACACAACAACCGGAAAUGAAUUGCUCGGGAGUUCAGGCAGAUGCCUUGGAAUGUGGGAUAAUAUUACCUGCUGGCCAUCUUCGUCUGUGGGGGAAACAGUUAGCGUUCCUUGCCCCAAAGCCUUCCAAACGGUAACUGGGAAAACAGGGUUUAUCUACCGCAACUGCACCAGGGAAGGCUGGUCGGAAAAAUAUCCAAGACCAUAUAUUGCUUGUGGCUUAAAUGCAGAAGAAAUCAAUGCCCCUAUAAUUGCUUGGAAACAAAGGGUGUCUUAUCUGAUGAAGUUGGAGAUUGUCUACACCAUUGGAACCAGCACUUCUCUGGUGGCACUGACAAUUGCCUUAGGCAUUCUGGCUUCUUUCAGAAGACUUCGCUGUACAAGAAAUUACAUCCACAUGCAGCUCUUUACAUCGUUCAUUUUGCGAGCCAUGGCAAACUUCAUUAAAGAUCCUGUACUGUCUGAGGACACUGAGGAUGCUGUCUACUGUGAAUUACACAUGGGCAGGUGUAAGAUGAUCAUGGUCUUCACUAACUUCUGCAUAAUGGCUAACUACAGUUGGCUUCUUGUGGAAGGCCUUUAUCUUCAUACCCUACUGGUUAUUUCUUUCUUCUCCGAAAGAAAGUUCUUCUGGUGGUUUGUGGUUCUGGGAUGGGGCACUCCCACCUUAUUUGUAAUUGCAUGGGUCAUAGCCAGACUAUUACAUGAGAAUGUUGGAUGCUGGGAUACUCACCUGACAUAUGCCCUGUGGCUCAUUCAAGGCCCUGUGGUGGUCUCUAUUGUUAUCAAUUUCAUUCUGUUUCUUAAUAUUGUAAGAAUUCUAAUGAGCAAGCUUAGAUGGCCAGGUGGAAGGAACAAGGAUUCCAGUCAAUAUAAGAGACUCGCUAAAUCCACACUUGUACUCAUCCCUCUCUUCGGAGUCCAUUACAUCAUCUUUGCCUUUUUCCCUUUUGAUACCACGAAUGGCACCAUGGAGAUUCAGGCUUUGUUUGAAAAAGCCAUAGGAUCUUUUCAGGGCUUUGCUGUGGCUGUCCUUUACUGUUUUCUUAAUGGGGAGGUCCAACAGGAGAUUAACAGAAAAUGGCGGCAGUGGCACUUAAGAAAACAUCUUCAGUCACAGAAGCAUCACAGCUGCUCAUUUCCUAAUGAUGUCAGUGGAUUCACUCAAGUGCUGCAGCUGAUGAAGCCCAGCCCUCAGGCGGACAGGAGACCUUCCGCCCCAAAUCUGAGUAAAAUGUGAUGGAUCUUAUGUAGGAAAGAGCUAAUUGCUCACUUGGAGGUAACUGGAAAGCUAACGCUUACCUCAUCAGGAAUUGAGAUUAUGG
Molecule: messenger RNA, 1447 nt
Organism: Rhineura floridana
Lineage: Eukaryota; Metazoa; Chordata; Lepidosauria; Squamata; Rhineuridae
Gene: SCTR
Product: secretin receptor
Exons: 13
Coding region: 1-1362 (453 amino acids)
Biological process (GO): brain development; adenylate cyclase-modulating G protein-coupled receptor signaling pathway; cell surface receptor signaling pathway
Cellular component (GO): plasma membrane
Molecular function (GO): G protein-coupled peptide receptor activity; peptide hormone binding; vasoactive intestinal polypeptide receptor activity
Source: RefSeq, a predicted model, not a curated record